Molecule: messenger RNA, 1599 nt
Organism: Plasmopara halstedii
Lineage: Eukaryota; Oomycota; Peronosporomycetes; Peronosporales; Peronosporaceae
Product: Histone H3 (Lys4) methyltransferase complex, subunit CPS25/DPY-30
Exons: 1
Coding region: 1-1599 (532 amino acids)
Cellular component (GO): Set1C/COMPASS complex
Source: RefSeq, a predicted model, not a curated record
AUGGCGACCAGUUUCGACCUGGACCAUACAUACUUGCACGAGACCGUAAGCGUUCCUCUGACCGAGGCAAUGGCUCAACUGGCCAUCUUGCAACCGGAAGAUCCCAUUGAAUUUCUCGGCAAUUUUCUACUCAAGCAUGUGGCCAACGAGGAGGCUCAGCAUAGAAUCAAAAAUCAAAGAAAACCAUCGAUACUCGUCACUCCGCUCGAUCUUGCUCACAAAAUGUUAGAUGGAGAAGAUCUUCAACAGCACGAAAUAGAGUCAGAAAGAUUGCUACGAGCUCAGCUGUUGAACGAAUCGAGCGUAACGCAAAUGUUGGAAAGAUUUGCAGAAUGGAUUAGCGUGGAACUUAAUGCUGAAGAAGCUUACAUUGGUCGCAAGUGUGUUAAUUCAGUGGGAGCCGCUAUCGUCCAUUUUAUAGCAAGCUCUAAGCAUCAAAAGUCUUCCGUAAUCGACAAGUUCGUUGUUCAGCCAGAAAACGAAACGAUUGAAGAUAAUCUUCGUGGAGUCGGCGUUACGUUUGACGUGUUUAAAGAAAUUGAACCAGUAGAUGAAAAUGGUAAUGCUGCAGUUGACGGCGAGAGUAAUGCGCUUCCGGCUAUCUUGCCAAAAUAUGUACAUGUCGAAAAUGUACUACGUGAGCCGAGAGUCAAAUCAUUUGGAAUACCAAAGUUGGGUGCGCUCAUUACACGCGCAGGUCAGUACAAAAGUUACUUGCAUGCUGACGUAUACAACGAGAGUGAUCCAAAUGAACCCAAUGUACUGGAACAGUGGCUUGUUUUUUCAGCUGACACAAUGGGUCAAGCACGGGCGUUCACCAAGAAAGAGGCCGAAUGCUUUUAUCAUGCCACAGAACGUUUCUUGACUAUUCUCGAAGAAAAAGAGCGUGCGUUUUAUAAGAAGGAAUACGAGCGAUAUUUAUCAGAUGAUGAGCCUCGAUUGCGAGAGUUUUCGGCGGCAUUUGCUGAGCAAGUAGCUGUCCAGGAAGAGAACCUGGCAACAUCGCUGCCGGCAUUAUCAGAAGAUGAAGAAAUUAGUGAAGCGAGUCAGCAGCAGCGUGCCGCAAAGGAAGCGGAAUUUCGUUUAUCGUUUCUGACAACGCUUCUCGUAUCACACAAGACAUCGUUAUCGAUUGAGUCGGUUCGUAUCGUGCCGGUCAAGAAAGUGGUGCUUUCGACGUAUGCAGCAGCGCUCGAGCUUCUCGGUCACACGAGUAAAGAAAUGCACAGUCCUGCAACGGGUGAAUUGAGUUGGGACAAGAUUUCGCCAUUGCUAAGCAUAGACGUAUUAGCACCGUGCUUGCACGCCUUUGCUGCUUCGCUCUUGACAAUUAACUCACUGACAGAAGCUGGCAGCAUGAGCGCUAGUGGACUUCGUGCCAUACGAAACGCUUUACCAGCAACACCAGCGGCAAUGUCUUCCGCAAAGCAGAUCUUUAAUGACACUUCCAAGACAGAGCUUGAUGCUGCAAGCCCCGUUGCCUCCUGCUUCUAUGUGUGGGGCCUUGCCGUCAUUGCUCAUGUUGAUAGCUUAACGAUUAUGAUUGAAAAAGCACAGACGCUCGAGGAUGAAGCUGUAGCUGCAGGAAAUAAUGAGUAG